This is a messenger RNA of Caenorhabditis bovis, 1758 nucleotides long. Lineage: Eukaryota; Metazoa; Nematoda; Chromadorea; Rhabditida; Rhabditidae. The record is from the annotation of a GenBank genome assembly.
AUGGCAGACGAGUUGACUUCGCCCACGGUAAAGUCUGGAAAUGUGCUUGCUUUGCUUAAUACCUUGUAUGCUUCGGGUUUUGCGAUGGCCUCAUCGAGUACACCAUUAUUAAAAGGCAAAACAUUACAUACCCUAUACGCCUUAUCCUUUGUGGUUUAUGUUAUUAAUACCGUUUGCUCAUGGGUACAUGUUUCAUUUGUGGUGAAGGGUUACGUUACUUCAUUUCCACUGAAUAAUUGGAUUGUAGUAUCUUUGGUUAUUGCUUCAGUCACUGGUUCAAUGCUGACCUGGCUUUUAUUUGUAUUAUGCAUCGAAAAUGCGUUUGCUCAUCGAUUAGAUGUGAAACCUUACCGUAGUGGAUGUGCAUUGCUAUUCGAAGCAUUUAUUGAAUGGACACAAGCUUUUAACAACUUCAGAAUGUCGUUUCUUAUAAUGUUACUUCACGAUGCACCCAUUACAAUAUUCAAUUAUUUUUAUAUAGCGGCUUGCAGGUGUCCAAGCCCAAAGGUGCUUUCGUGGCCAAUUGUUGUGUCGUCAAUCAGCUGCACCGCAUCAUUAAUGUGGAGAAUAACAGUGUUGUACUUUUCCUAUAGGAGAAUGCUUUUUGGAAAAAAGAAGAAACAGGUGUCUGGAGUUGCUGUACAAACUCCUACUAAACAACAUUUUCAGCAAGCAAUAGAUACAAGUUCCGCUUCAAAUGGUGGAAGAUUGAACGAAUAUGACGAAACGUGGCCAAUUCGCUGGGCUAGAAUAGCGACACUAGGUCCACAUCCAGAUAAAGAUACGCAAAUUGAACAAAACGGCGACCUACCUCAAAACGAUAUACAUGAGGCUGUUCACUUGAAGCCUGAAGAAAAACUAACGCAGCGUUUAAAGGAAAAAAUGCAUCAGUUUUGUGCCGAAUUUGAUUUCUUUUGCUUUUGCCGAAACGUUAUUGGAUAUUCGAUGUGGAUAAUUCUCUCGAUCAUCAUUUACAUAUUGAUGACAUUUAUUGCGUGCAUUCCUUGUAUUUAUCACUACACGUGUAGACAUAAUAGUUUUUAUCACAGGCACAAACUAUGCAGGUCAUUUAUAAGGUAUUUUUCAAUGGCAUUUCACCGGGUCAUAUUCGCAUCUUCGUUGAUUUUCUCUUUACUAUUUGCAACAUUGAAUAUAACGCUGCUAUCAUCUGUACACGGAUUAGGUUCAAACACGUUUCCACCGGAGAUCGAUAGAAUAUGUGUUACGAUAACUCCGGAGUCAAAGACCAUUUACACAAGCAUUCUGCCUCAACCCGUUUUCCAAAGACCAACUGAAUUCAAAAGAAGCUUAAAUCGAAAGUAUGCUCCAAAUGAUAAACACUCUGUGACCGAGUGUAAACCGUUGUGGGAGGACGGAGGAUUAGGAAUUGGAUUAGCUAGAAGAGAGGCAGGCAUUUGGGAAAUGAGAACUCAACUAGAGAAUCUAAUGCUGUCAGUGGCAACUCAUGUAACAUUUAACAACACUGAUCCUCAAAAUCCCGCGUUACGACUAGAAUAUUCGCAUACGAUAUUUAUUCGUCAUAACGAAACAAGUGAUGAGCGAUUUAGUUGCAUAGGAGAAAAUGGAUGGAAAGUGAUACCCUCGGUGGGUGAACUCUCAUGGCCAUAUUUCUCGGCUUGUUCACAAAAUUGGCAAUUCGGCGAAAAUUCGGAUCUAAUCGAAUGCAAUCAGUUCUUGAAAUAUCGCAAGCAUCCGACAAGACAUAGCAUGCAUAAUCUGCGAACGUACUCAAAAUAA